ACAGGGCGUGGUUUCUCUGAAGGUGAUGAGCACUGCGGGGCAGUCUGAUACUUUAUCCAACCACUCCCUGCAAGUCCCGUCUCCCUCUCCAAUCCAUCACUUUCGAGUCAUUGUCCGAGACUCAGUCUGGAUGAAAUAAACGCACAACGGCACUAAAUCAACGGGGCAGGCGAUCCAGUCCUCAUAACUCUCUCCCGAGUCUAGUGUUCUUAAUUCAGACAUCCUCACCGGGAAAUUACGUUUUGUUAGCAGAAGGAAACCAAAAACUGAAACCCAGGGCAAGGCUGAAAGGAGAUAUGUCCAAGAUGGAGGUGAAAACGUCACUUCUUGACAAUAUGAUUGGGCUGGGGGACAUGGUGUUACUGGAGCCCCUCACUGAAGAAUCUUUCAUAGCGAACCUGAGAAAACGAUUCGACCACAACGAGAUAUACACCUACAUUGGCAGUGUGGUGAUAUCCAUCAACCCCUAUAGAUCUCUGCCCAUCUACACUCCCGAUAAGGUGGAGGAGUACCGCAACAGGAACUUCUAUGAGCUCAGCCCUCACAUUUACGCCUUGGCAGAUGAAGCCUACCGAUCCUUACGGGACCAGGACAAGGACCAGUGUAUCCUCAUCACAGGGGAGAGCGGUGCCGGGAAGACAGAGGCGAGUAAGCUGGUCAUGUCCUACGUUGCUGCAGUGUGUGGGAAGGGAGCAGAGGUGAACCAAAUCAAGGAGCAGCUCCUCCAGUCAAACCCGGUGCUUGAGGCUUUUGGAAACGCUAAGACCGUGAGGAACGACAACUCGUCUCGGUUUGGAAAAUACAUGGAUGUUGAAUUUGAUUUCAAAGGAGACCCGCUGGGCGGAGUUAUCAGCAACUAUCUUCUAGAGAAGUCCCGCGUCGUCAAACAGCCGAGAGGGGAGAGGAACUUCCACAUCUUCUAUCAGCUUCUGUCCGGGGCAUCGGAGGACAUGCUGAAGAAACUGAAGCUGGAGCGAGACUUCAGCAAGUACAACUACCUGAGCCUGGACUCUGCCACAGUGACCGGGGUGGACGACGCCGCAUCCUUCCGAACCGUGAGGAACGCCAUGCAGAUCGUGGGCUUCAUGGAUGACGAGACACAGUCUGUGCUGGAGCUGGUGGGAGCCGUGCUCAAACUGGGGAACAUCGAGUUCAAACCGGAGUCACGAGUCAACGACAUAGAUGAGAGCCGUGUCAAGGAUAAAAACGAACUGAAAGAGAUCUGUGAGCUGCUGGGGAUCGAGCAGUCUGUCCUGGAGAGAGCUUUCAGUUUCCGCACUGUGGAGGCCAAGCAGGAGAAGGUGUCCACUACUCUCAAUGUGGCCCAGGCAUAUUAUGCCCGAGAUGCCUUGGCUAAGAACCUGUACAGCCGUCUCUUCACCUGGCUCGUAAACCGAAUCAACGAAAGCAUUAAGGCACAGACGAAAAAGAGAAAGAAGGUCAUGGGGGUUCUGGACAUUUAUGGAUUUGAAAUUUUCGAGGAAAACAGUUUCGAGCAGUUCAUCAUUAACUACUGCAACGAGAAACUCCAGCAGAUCUUCAUUGAGCUUACGCUGAGGGAGGAACAGGAGGAAUACAUCCGAGAGGGUAUUGAAUGGACGCACAUUGAGUAUUUCAACAAUUCUGUCAUCUGUGACCUGAUUGAAAAUAACACCAAUGGGAUCAUGGCCAUGCUGGACGAGGAGUGUCUGCGUCCCGGGACGGUCACAGAUUCCACCUUCCUGGAGAAGCUCAAUCAGGUCUGCGCGGACCACCAGCACUUCGAGAGCCGCAUGAGCAAGAGCUCCAAGUUCCUCAACGACCACAGCCUGCCCCACAACUGCUUCCGCAUCCAGCACUACGCCGGCAAGGUGCUGUACCACGUGGAGGGCUUCAUGGAUAAGAAUAACGACCUCCUGUACCGGGACCUCUCCCAGGCCAUGUGGAAAGCCAAUCACAGCCUCAUUAAGAGCCUCUUCCCCGACGGAAACCCCGCCAAGAUCAACCUCAAGAGGCCCCCCACCGCCGGUUCCCAGUUCAAGACCUCGGUGGCAACGCUCAUGAAGAACCUGCAGACCAAAAAUCCCAACUACAUCAGGUGCAUCAAGCCCAACGACCAGAAAGCGUCCCACAUCUUCACAGAUUCGCUGGUGUGCCACCAGGUGCGUUACCUGGGCCUGAUGGAGAACGUGAGGGUGAGGAGGGCGGGCUAUGCUUUCCGCCAGCCCUACGAGGCCUGCCUGGAGCGCUACAAGAUGCUGUGCAAACAGACCUGGCCACACUGGAGGGGGCAAGCCAGGGAUGGUGUGGAGGUGCUCCUCAAAGACCUUCAGAUCCCAGCAGAGGAGUACUCCUACGGCAGGUCAAAGAUCUUCAUAAGAAAUCCCAGAACGCUCUUUUCCCUGGAGGAGCAGAGGAAGCGGCGCCUGCACGGGCUCGCCACACUCAUCCAGAAGAUCUUCCGCGGCUGGAAGACCCGCACCCGCUUCCUGCUGAUGAAGAGCAGCCAGGUCACUGUCGCUGCCUGGUACCGCAGAUACGCACAACAAAAGAAGUACAAGAAAACCAAGAGUUCUGCAGUGAUCGUCCAGUCUUUCAUUCGAGGCUGGAAGGCUCGCAAGAUCCUGCGGGAACUGAAGUACCAGAAGCGGUGUGAGGAGGCUGUGACAACUAUCGGAGCAUACUGGCACGGAACUCGGGCACGGAGGGAACUGAGGCGUCUGAAGGAGGAAGCCAGGAAUAAACACGCUGUCACUGUUAUUUGGGCUUCCUGGCAGGGGACGAAGGCACGGAGGGAACUGAGGCGUCUGAAGGAGGAAGCCAGGAAUAAACGCGCUGUCACUGUUAUUUGGGCUUCCUGGCAGGGAACGAAGGCCCGCAGGGAGCUGAAACGCUUAAAGGAAGAAGCCAGGUGUAAACACGCAGUCGAUGUCAUUUGGGCUUAUUGGCUUGGACUGAAGGUGCGACGGGAAUACAGGAAGUUCUUCCGGGCCCAUGCUGGCAAGAGGAUCUACGAGUUUACUAUCCAGAGAAUCAUGCAGAAGUACUUCCUGGAACUAAAGAAUAAGACACCCUCUAUGUCCCCCAGUGACAAGACCUGGCCAGCUAGACCCUACCUCUUCCUGGACUCCACCCAUAAGGAGCUGAGGAGAAUCUUCCACCUCUGGAGGUGCAAGAAGUACAGGGGCCAGUUCACAGACCAGAAGAAGGCAAUUUAUGAGGAGAAGCUGGAGGCUAGUGAGAUCUUUAAGGACAAGAAGGCCUUGUACCCCAGCAGCGUCGGUCAGCCAUUCCAAGGGGACUACCUGGAAAUCAACAAGAACCCCAGAUACCAGAAACUCAACAGCCUGGUGGAGGAGAAGAUCAUCUUCGCAGACGUUGUGAACAAAAUCAACAGGGCCAAUGGCAAGGCAACUCAGCGAAUCUUCCUGCUGACCAAGAACAAAUUCAUGCUGGCCGACCAGAAGUCGGGUCAUCAGAUCAAGUCCAGUGUACCACUGGCUGAGCUCACCAGUGUCUCCAUGAGCGCACAGAGUGAUGGGUUCUUUGCUCUGCGGGUCAAAGAGGGGACAACAGCAGCUGCCAAGGGGGAUUUCUUACUGAACAGCGAGCGGGUAAUUGAGAUCAUCACCAAACUGUACCGGGCAGGACUCAACCUGACCAAGGAGAAGAUUCAAAUCGAGAUAACGGAUGAGUUCCUGGUCCAGUUCAAGCAGGACAAAGUGUGCGUGAAGUUCAUCCAGACCAGCCCCAAGAACGGCACCACAGCCUCCUGCAAACGGAAAAACAAUCGGCUGCUGGAGGUGACCGUGCCAUCGCCAUAGCCUGCAGGGUGACGCCACUCGGGACUGUGUUUCCUAAUUACUGUGCAAUUUGUUUUUGUUGUUUUAAUUUCUUAUUUUUAUGUGGGCUGACGUUCGAAGAAGAAACACGACUGCACCAAGGCUUGAAGAUGAGGAAUGACCAUUUAACAAAAAAAAAGAAAAGAAAAAAAGUUGGCUGACUGCUGUCCGGUUUCAUUUUCCAGGUGUUUUUGCUCAGUUUGUUUCGAGCUUCCUUCAAAUGUAAAAAAAAAAAUAGAGGUGUGGAGGAGGGGUGAAAGGAGGCUGUUUUCUAAACCCGUAACCUCUGGUACUUUUGAAAGAGACAGGAUAUACACGGAGUUAGGCUUAAAGCUCCUAAUUCAGUAUCCAGUGUACCUCUUCCUGGGGUGGAAGUAAGACUCCCAUUGCAUAACAAUAAUCUAUUCCUGGUUUUGAUGUAGGUUUAAUAAGACACACCUGAGCUUGUUAGCUAUAAACUGGCUAAUCAAGCUUGUACUAAAACCUGGAAUGGGUGAAACUCUCAUGCAAUAGGAGUCUUAUUUCCAUCCCUGUCUUCACUGAUCAUGCCCACUAAAACAUUUAGGUUCUGCACAAUCCGUAUUCUUUCAGAAUAAAUCCAAGUCCCAGAAAUGUAAAAAAUGGAAAUAUACAAGGUGUUAAAAAUGACUUUGAAAAUAAAUAAGCAGGUUACACAGUGGUUAGGGAAAAUAUUACCUUGAAUGUCAGGCUUUCGCCUGUUGAGUGACACUGGGAGAUGCACAGUCACUCUGUGUGUGUAUGUGUGUGUAAUAUAUAUAUAUAUAUAUAUAUAUAUAUAUAUAUAUAUAUAUAUAUAUAUAUAUAUAUAUAUAAUUAGUCAGAUUAUCUACAGGUAAGCUGAAGAGGUUCAAUGUAAGAGAUGCCAUGUGAAUGAGAACCACCUUUAUCUCAGUGUAGUGAAAACCAAGGCACAAUUUAAUGGACCAUUAUGAAGCACUGGUUGUCUGCCAGCCGAAGAGCAACUAGAACAGGAUAGAUAAAGUAGUGAUUAGUGGGUUCCACCAUUGAAAACUGGUCCUGAAUGCCUUGCUUUGCUUGAGCACAGUUCAGUGUUAAAUAUAGAAUAUAACACACACACACACACACACACACACUGCACAAGGAAACUGAUGAUAAUCUGUGCCAAACAUCCUGAGAUCUAAAGCCACCUACCAACCAUACAUACUACAUCUGUAUUGAAAUACGCAUGCGCUUUAAUAAAAAUUAAAUAGUAAUAAUUUUGCAACAAUGAAAAAAAGAAAGGAUUUGUAAUUUGGUGAUUCUAGGGUCAUUGUAGAGAUAACGAUUAGUACAUCUUAAUCUUUGUAGUUUUAUUUUACAGACGGUUCUUGAGUCUCUUUUCUUUUUACUUCUCUGCUGGUCUGGGUGAACUCAUGGCAUUGUUGUAAUGAUAUUUACAUUACAACAAUCUUCUCCACAGCAUUGUUAUAAGCCUGUCAUUCCAGCACUAUCCAAAGUUAGAUUCGGUUAUUAGAGAUUCAAUUAACAUUCUUAGCCAGCACAAAUGUUUUUCCCUGAAAUAAAGGCAUUAUCUCUAAAUCUGGAAACAGUUUUGUUUUUGAAAAUAGCAGUUAAAGUCUAUGAACAAAGGAAUGUAUUUUCAGUUCAUGCCAUGCCAUGACAUGCAAAACUAAAGAAACACCCUAGAAUUACAUUUUAAUUAUGUUGUUGUUAUCCUUAUAGUGGCUUUUAAAAACUACCUACCUUGGGUAACUAGGUAUGUAAUGCUUAUGAUGCAUAAAAUGCCAAAAAACAAUCUGCUAUCUUUAUCGCAACUUUUUAUAUUAUUAUUUCUUGUUAUUUGGUACUUUUUAAAAUCUGCUGUAAACAUAGUGUUGCCAUAAUUAACAUUUAAUACAAGGGAAAGUCCAGCAAGCAAAUAUUUUGUCUAUAUUUUCAAACUGGUGUCCAGCUAUAAGAAACUAGAAGACCGACUCUUUGGCUAAUGCUGCUGAAUGAAGCAUUUGCCAAGCCAUUUAUCUACAUGGCUUUCCAGAAAUUGCAAUAGCUGUCAUAAUAAUAUUAAUGGCAGGGCCAUAGUUUUGAUCUAAUCCAUGCGCUAAUCACAAGCAUCCACCAUCUUCAAAGAACACUACUCCAAAGGUUACAGAUGGCUGAAGUAUUUGACUACUGGACCAUGCAUUCCCAAACUAUGUUCCCAAAUAAUUAUAUUUAUUUAUACCUUGGAAUAUGUCAAAUGCAAUCUGUCAGAUCUCCCAGUAAAACUCCUUUCUGUAGUGAGUUGUGUAAUUUAAUCUGAACCCUGUUCUUGGAGUGAGGGUUCUUUUCAUCCUAUAAACUGAUGAUUUACAAGCGACAUGCAUCUGAAUGGGUUCUGUAGAAAUGUGCUCAAUGUAUGCAGGUGCUCUUUAAUCCAGACUGUGUAAAGAAAAGGGGAUAUAUUUGACCCCUGUGUAUUUUUAAAUGAGAUGUCUUUACUGCUCGUACAUCAUGCAGCAUAUAAUUUAUCUUGUACAAAGGGGCAGUACAACCAAGCAAACAUGUAUGCCAUUGCCAACUGUGAUACUAUUUCUAUGUUGGAUGUACAGCACAUAAAGUUCUCUUUAACUGAA
Molecule: messenger RNA, 6415 nt
Organism: Acipenser ruthenus (sterlet)
Lineage: Eukaryota; Metazoa; Chordata; Actinopteri; Acipenseriformes; Acipenseridae
Product: unconventional myosin-Ib
Exons: 32
Coding region: 297-3803 (1168 amino acids)
Biological process (GO): actin filament organization; vesicle transport along actin filament
Cellular component (GO): brush border; vesicle; myosin complex
Molecular function (GO): ATP binding; actin filament binding; microfilament motor activity
Source: RefSeq, a predicted model, not a curated record